Molecule: messenger RNA, 708 nt
Organism: Eutrema salsugineum
Lineage: Eukaryota; Viridiplantae; Streptophyta; Magnoliopsida; Brassicales; Brassicaceae
Product: small nuclear ribonucleoprotein E
Exons: 6
Coding region: 238-504 (88 amino acids)
Biological process (GO): mRNA splicing, via spliceosome; spliceosomal snRNP assembly
Cellular component (GO): U2 snRNP; precatalytic spliceosome; U4/U6 x U5 tri-snRNP complex
Molecular function (GO): RNA binding
Source: RefSeq, a predicted model, not a curated record
AUUGUCUGAGGAUAGUAUUGGGUCUAAUAGGUAAGUUAAACUUUGAGUGGGGAGAAAAUUAGAAAAGUGUAGAUUUUUGAGGAUGGACAAAGCAAAAUUUAUAGAAAGAAUCCAAAACUGAGAAAAUUUGUUCUCGCGAGGAAGAGCAAAAAUCAUAAAACCGAAUUCAGAAGAUCUUUUAGGGUUUAUUGAAGAAAUCUUCUUCACCGUUUCGAGCUCCGAAGAACACUUGCAACCAUGGCGAGCACCAAAGUUCAGAGGAUUAUGACCCAGCCUAUUAAUCUGAUUUUCAGGUUUCUCCAAAGUAAAGCUCGGAUCCAGAUUUGGCUUUUUGAGCAGAAAGACUUGAGGAUCGAGGGAAGAAUUACUGGUUUUGAUGAGUACAUGAAUUUGGUGCUGGAUGAGGCUGAGGAAGUGAGCAUCAAAAAGAAUACUAGAAAACAACUUGGAAGGAUUUUGCUUAAAGGAGACAACAUAACUCUGAUGAUGAACACGGGCAAGUGAUCUCUGUCCCAAUGACUGCUGCUGUGAGAGCUCUCCCAUUCUGGAUCUUGUAGAUUUCUCCGUAGGUGUCUAAGAGUUGUUUGAAACACGGUUGAAUUUAUUGUUUUUGUUUGGGUGAAAAAACAUUUAUCUUCAGAAAAGUCCUGACUGUCUCUUUUCACAACUAUGCAAGAAAGUUAAUUUUUUUUUUAUGAUUUUAGUUAA